AUGCCUCGAGUAUAUAAAUCUGUUGUUGGCGAAUAUUUUGACUAUAGCAAAGUGGAAAAAAUUUCUACGUGCAAAAAAUGUUUGAACAAAAUUAAAGGUAAUCAUGGCACAAAUUUGAAGAAACACUUGAGUACUCAUAGUGAGUUGUACGAUGAGUUUCAAUCAAAAGAAAAAAAAACAGCUUUAAAAAUUCAAGUUGAAAAAAAUAAAAACUGUACAUCGGAGACACAGACAAUAUUACAAUUUCUACAGCCCAGUAUAAAAGUUAACAUUGAUAGUAAGACAAUUAUAAACGGGUGCGUAGAACUUGUUACAGUUAACGGAAGGCCUUAUAGUAUAAUGGAUGAUUCAGGAUUUAAAAAAAUUUUAAAUCCUGUUUUAAAUGGCUUGAGAAAAAAAAUCACUAUGAACUCAAAUACAAUUAAGAAAUAUGUAAAUGAAGAAGCUACUCUUCUAAAAGAUGAAAUAACUAAAGAAAUCCAAAACAAACUCAUUUCAUUAAAAAUUGAUGCUGUUACAAGAUUGAAUAGAUCCUUUUUAGGAAUAAAUUUGCAGUAUGUCAUUGAUGACACCAUUAAACUUAGGACUAUAGGACUUCUGGAACUAACUGAGUCACAUACAGGUGUGUAUUUAAAAGAUGUAAUACUUAAUGUGAUGAAUAAAUUUAAGAUUGAGCCAUGCCAACUGUACACAAUCACAUCAGAUAAUGGGGCAAAUAUGUUAAAAGCCACUAGUCUAAUAGAAGAACACAUUUUAUCUGAAGUAACUACAUCUGAUAAUGAAUCAGAAACUGAACACAUGGACGUAUCAGAAUCAGAAGCAGGAUCAAUUGAUGAGCAUGAAGAUAAUGAUAGUGAGUUUGAAUUGGACCAAACUGUACUUGACGAUGAUCAAAUAACUGAAUUAUUAAAUGAACAUAGUGAUAAUAUUGAUAAGGAUUAUGAACAAUCAGAACUCAUAAUUAAUCAUGUUGAAUUGCAAAGCUUCAGUGAUUACUCCAUAUUUUCUGGUAAGCUUAAGAAGUUUUACUAA
Molecule: messenger RNA, 1032 nt
Organism: Macrosiphum euphorbiae (potato aphid)
Lineage: Eukaryota; Metazoa; Arthropoda; Insecta; Hemiptera; Aphididae
Source: the annotation of a GenBank genome assembly